Vigna umbellata (rice bean) is the source of this 1384-nucleotide messenger RNA. Its product is annotated as bifunctional protein FolD 1, mitochondrial-like. The record is from RefSeq and is a predicted model, not a curated record. Gene Ontology annotation, biological process: tetrahydrofolate interconversion. Gene Ontology annotation, cellular component: cytosol. NCBI's taxonomy places the organism in Eukaryota, Viridiplantae, Streptophyta, Magnoliopsida, Fabales, Fabaceae. Gene Ontology annotation, molecular function: methylenetetrahydrofolate dehydrogenase (NADP+) activity; methenyltetrahydrofolate cyclohydrolase activity.
AAAAACUAAAGCACUACGAUUCGCGAGUUAUCGCAUCAAAGCGGAAUCCUUUGCUGUGAAGGGGCUUAUACCAGAAAAUCACAACAGCUCCGAACAGUUGGUCUGUGAGGCAGAAGUGGCUCUGAUGACAACGUCAUAAGUAUGAUGAGCAUGAUGGCUGUUACAUGGACAAAUUAUCUAAGAAAGCGUCUUCCACUAACAAUAAGGUCUCUUCAUACCUCGAAAGGUAAUGAAUUAUACCAAAUUUUAAUGUCUCCACCUCUUGCAUCUUUGGACCUUCCUGACAUCUGGAGUUCUAAUUCGGCAUCUCGGAUUAUUCCAGCAAUUCAUAAAAGCUUUGAUGACCAGACUACUGUAGUGCUUGAUGGAAAGUUGAUAUCCAUGGAAAUCAGAUCGAGAAUAGCUGCUAAGGUAAGAGAAAUGAAGCAAUGCCUGGGAAAAGUUCCUGGGUUAGCCGUAAUUUUAGUAGGCCAAAGAAGGGAUUCUCAAACUUAUGUUCGCAACAAGAUAAUGGCUUGUGAAGAAGUUGGAAUCAAGUCUUUGGUGACUGAAUUACCCACUGAUUGUGCAGAAAUGGAUGUUCAAAAUGUGAUCAUGAGAUAUAACAAAGAUCCAUCCAUUCAUGGUAUUCUUGUGCAACUCCCUCUACCACAACAUCUAGAUGAGGAAAAGGUUCUGGAUGCUUUAUGUCUUGAGAAAGACGUCGAUGGUUUUCAUCCCGUUAAUAUGGGGAAUCUUGCCAUAAAUGGAAGGGAGCCACUGUUUACUCCUUGUACUCCAAAGGGCUGCAUUGAGUUAUUGAUCAGAUCAGGAGUCGAUAUAAUGGGGAAGAAAGCCGUAGUGAUCGGAAGAAGUAAUAUUGUUGGUUUGCCAACGUCCUUGUUAUUGCAGAGACACCAUGCAACAGUCACUGUUAUACAUCCCUUCACAGAAAACCCUGAACAGAUCACCUCAAAAGCUGAUAUUAUAGUUUCAGCUGCUGGAGUGCCUAAUUUGGUCCGUGGUAACUGGAUUAAGCCUGGUGCAACUGUGAUUGAUGUUGGUACUACUCCUGUUGAGGAUUCUGGCUGUGACGAUGGUUAUCGUCUCGUAGGCGACGUAUGCCAUGAAGAAGCCAUAAAAGUGGCUUCUGCUAUUACUCCUGUGCCUGGCGGGGUUGGGCCUAUGACAGUUGCAAUGCUACUAUGUAACACUCUAGUUUCUGCAAAGCGCAUACUGAAUUUUAAUUGACCCUGCCUUUUUUCGAAGUGCUAUACUUCUUUCAAGGUCAUUUUCAGCAUGGAUCGAGUUUAAAAACAGGAAAUUCGUUUUACAAUUUUGUAAUGCAUAUUAUUUAGGUGAUUGUCUAGAUUCUGUUAUUGAAAAUGUAUCAAUUGAAAUAUGU